AUGGAGAUUCUGAGAAAUUCCGAGCUUGGCCUUUCGGAUUUCUUUGAACUUUCGUUUGGUUUAGGGCCAAUUGAAUUUGAUCCUACAAGCUUUGUGACAGAAGAAUUAACUAUUGACUUAUUUACUUCACUUAUUAAGCCUUCUUUGUGCGAAUCGAAUCCAAGAGGGAUUUUUCGCAACUUAUUUCCAUAUCUAGUCGAUUAUAUUAAUAGAACAAUUCCAUUAACUAGAUUUGUUAAUCAUGUAAAUUAUUUCAUUGACGAAAAUGACAAACUCAACGAUCCACAAGGAAUUCUCCAACGAUUUAGAAAAUGUACUGGCAGAGACUUUUUUAUAGCUUUCCUUGAUAAAAUCUCGAUAAAUUCUCUUCCAAAAUUACUUAAUGCUGUCAUUUAUGCCAAUAUUCCUAUUCCAAUUUUUCUACCGAAUGACAUGGUAAAUUUUGAAAAAGGUCUUAGAGUACUAGACGCGAUGCACAAUAUAAUAGAUAUUGGAAAAUAUCAUCUUUUCGUAUCUGUGAACCAAGCAAACACCAAAAUGAAAUCGCCAUUUACAAAACAAAUUUAUAAGUGUUAUUCAAAUAAUCGUGAAGAUCGUUUAGGUCUUUGUCAUCCUGGCUCUCUUGACAUCUCUUUUCAUGCUGCUUCCGAAAACAAUGAUCGUCAUCCUUUAGCUAUUUCAGAAAUAUAUUAUGAUGAAACAAAUUCCCAAAUUUUUCAAAAUGUAGUUAAUGAAUUAUCAAAGGCCGCAUAUUAUAUUGUUAUUCACGCUUUCGAUAGUAAUUUUAAUAUAAUUGAACCAAAUGAUGAAUUUAAAGCAAUUAUUAAUAACAUUUCUAUUGAAAGACAUGGCACGAACUCUAGAACUAUUUCAGUCCUUUUUUGGGGAGUAAAUAAGGAAGAUAAUAUAAUUAAAAAACGAAAACAAAGGGUGUUAGAUAUAUUGAUAAAGCAACUUUUUCAUGAUCAAAUUCGAGUUGAGAUUAUUACUGAAGAAAAGGAAUCAUUUUUUUUUGAAGAAUUCAAAGAAUAUUCAUUUCAGAAACUCUUAAACACGCCAAAUCUUUAUUUGUCGGCAACUGCUUUUCGUAACUUAUUUAAUAAAAAUUAUGAUUCGGAAGUUUCAUUCUCCACGUUGAUGGAAGCUACAACUUUUAAAAGUCGUGCAGAUAUUUUUACAGCUUCGUAUUUCUCUAACGAGAUAGAUGCACUUAAUGACAAAAUUCAAUCAAAGAAUUCAGAAGAUUCUGCAACUUAUAUGACAGAAGACGAGAUCAAUGAUGAAAUAAAAAAGCUUCAAGAAUUGCAAAAAAAUCUUUGUGGUUCUGAUCCAAUACCAGUCCUUAAAAAUUUUGCUCAAGUUAUCAAAAAGAAUAACAUAACUUAUAUGCGUGAAUUUGCUCGUCAAAUUGAUAGUUUCGUUAAAACAAAUUUAAACGAACUUGCUUUGAAAUAUAGUGAAUUAAAUCAAACCGAUCAAGAUAAUGAUCAAAAAAGUGAAAUAAAGCAACAAAUAGAAGACAGAAAUAUAACUAUUCAUGAUUUUUGGAAAGAAUUUAUUGUUUUAUCUCAGAUAAAAAAAAGAUAUUCAACAGCUUUAAAAUCAUUAUAUAAUAUUGAUAAUACUCAACUCGAAACUGCAUAUAAAAGUUGGAUAUGCGAGGGUGAAGCAAUUCAAAUUCUAGAGAGUGAUUCGUUUAGAGCAUUGAAUUCCGAAUUUCUUUUAGAUAUUUUUAAUCAAAUAACAUUUAAUAAUAAACGACCAUUGAUUGUUCUUUCGAUAAUUGGGCCCGAAAAUUCUGGCGUAUAUAUGUCAUAUCGACAUACAAUCCAUAAUGGAAAAGAAACAGAUUUUUUGAUAUUAGAUUUUGAAGGAAUUGAUUCUAUAACUGAGAGAUUAAUCUCUCAACGUAAUGAUUUUGAUAAAAAAAUUACAUUAUUAGCUACUUUGUGUUCUCAAAUCUUGAUCCUCAAUGUUAAAGAACUUACCCAAGAUAUUUCUGAUAUUCUUGAAGUUUCUUCUUAUCAUUUGGAUACUUUAAUUAAACGCAAUUUUAAACCGAGAAUCAAUUUUGUAUUACGCGAUAUGAUGGAGGUGGAUACUAGAAACUCUCAACAAUAUGCAUUUAAUAAUAUUCGUGAAGGUCUGAAAAGGAUGUUUAACGAAAUUCCAGGAUGUGCUUACAACAUGGAAAGUCUUAUGAUGUUGGAAGAGGAAAAUAUUCAUUUAUUAGAAAAUGCUUUUUCUUGCACUUUUGAUGAGUUUUACCCCAACACCAAACAAAUUGAUCAAAGUGACCAUGAAAACUUCUAUUAUCCUACGGAAACAUUUCCAUCAGAAGUGUCCAAGCUUAGGGAAGAGUUACUUGCAUUUUCCUCUAAUGAGCAUGAAUAUAAAAGCAUUGACGAGUUCAUUUCAUACAUACAAACCAUUUGGAAGGAAAUUGAUGCACGUGGAAAAUUCCUUCAUUACAAAAAUUUCGAAAUGAUACAUCAAUGGAAUUCAAUACGAAAGUUAGUUAGCGUUAAAGACGAAUCAUUCAUAAAAAUUUAUAAAGAAGAAAUUUCAGAUUUAAUAGAUGAAAUCGAAUCUGAUCAGUGGUCUAAAGAACAAGAUAUUAAAUUUGAAGCAGCUCUUACUAAAGUAACCAAUACAAUAUGUCAACAAACGAUUUCUGAUUUCCUUGAAAAUGCAUCAGAUGAGUUUGAUCCUACAUUAAUUGAAAAAGGAAUGACUUAUAUUAACUCAGCAUUUACAUCAGAGAAACGUAAACUUCAGGCAGCUUAUACAAUAAAACGUCGAAAGUUCAAGGAUUCAUGGCUUAUCGAAUCUGCAAAAGCAAAGAUCAGUGAAAAUAUCAAACAAGUACUUAAAGAAAAAACUCCAGGAAAAGUUAAAAAGAACUUGUUAGAAUGUGAUCAUUAUUUUAAUACUGAAUGGGAGUAUAUAGAAGCAGAUAAGAAGAAUUUUAUUAAUAGUAUGUCAUUAGAGACAAAGGCAUUGGAGGAGCAGGUAGUUACAUGUUUUAAUAAAGCUAUUACAGAUGGAAUAAGUUUAAUCGGUUCUGAUGAUGAAACAAAGGAUCAAUUUGAUAGAAAUUUUUGGUCUAAACUCGAGAAACCAGCAACUCUAGUACAAUCAAAGUUUUUAAAGAAUACAGAAUUUUUAAAAAGUUUUGAUUUUAAAUUCGUCGUGGAACCAAAUUCAAGUGGGAUAGCUGGAUAUAUUAAUAAUGCUAAAAAAGGCAUUUCAAAACAAUCUGCUAUCAGAACAAUUAAGACAUCUAUUAAGAAAACUUGUAAACAAAUUGUUAAUGAAAUCCAAAAUGAGAAUACGUUAACGAUUGAAUUCGAUCAAGCAUUAGAAUGGAUUCAGAGAUUAUGUGAUAAUAUUUUCGUCACUUUACAUAAUGAACUAAAUAGUUCUCAAAAUAAUUUGCAAUAUUUACGACUUAAAGUUUUUAAAAGACUGGACGCAAAUACUAAAAAAUGGAAAGAUAUACAACAAAAAGAACUUGAUGAAUAUAGAAAAAAUUUGUGGAAGUUCUUUGUUGAAUUAAAAAGUGAUACAUAUUAUGAAUAUUUAUCAACCAACUUUUUUGAACUCAUUUUUCAAUCUUUUGAAAAACAGUUAAAUAAUCCCUAUAAUUUUGUUUCGGAACUUAUGGAUAAAUAUUUUAAUUGUGAUGAUUAUAACAUUACAAGAAUCGCGCAUGAACGAAGUUUUGGAUCUCUUAAUGUAGAAAAUUGUUGUAAUUAUAUUGAAAAUCCAAUUAAAUUUAUGAAAAAAUUAUUUGAAGAAGAGAUUAGAAUUAUUAAAGAUAUUAAAAUAGGUGAAAAACUUGAAGAAAUUGAAGAAAAUAUUAUUAAUACUAUUCCGAAUGAACUCAAGGAAAUAAUUUCGAAAUCCAAACAAUAUUAUUCUUCUCGACCUAUACAUGAAUCUUCUUAUAUAUGUCCUAAUAUUGAACAAAUCCUUCGCUCAUCAAAAGGAACACUUUUGGAAAUUCUAAUGAAAGAUAAAUCUCAAGGCACUGACACUAUUUUAAAGUGUGUUGUCAAAUAUCCUUCAAGAUUUUUGGCAUGCCUUGAAGAAAAUAUUGAUAAAGUGUUUUCAGAAUUUGAAAAUAGGUGGAAAAAUAAACUUAAAAAUCAUUGUAAAACUUCAAUGAUUAUCAAAGUUGAAAAUUAUCGAUCAUUAUAUUGUAAUAAAGUUAUUGGAUGUCAGGAACGGUGUCCAUUAUGCGGAUCAAAAUGUGAAUUGGCGGAUCAUAAUUCUGAUAUACCUCAUAAAACAUCAAUACAUCUAAUGGUUAGCUUUAAUGGAGUAAAAAAUAAGUCAAAUGAAGCAAGCUUGAAUAUAUGUACUGAUUCAGUAUAUCAAAGUGAUACAUGUGAUGAAUUUCAUGGUCAUUCAUUUGGAAAUUAUAUUCAAACAUGUUAUCCAAAGUGGUACCCAAUUGAUCCAAUGGAUACUAAUGAAGAUCAAUUAAAACAACUUAGAACCAUGUGGAUACUUUUAAAGAGUGAAAUAUGUAAUAAACAUGCCUCUAAACAGAUGUGA
Messenger RNA from Dentiscutata erythropus, 4563 nucleotides. NCBI's taxonomy places the organism in Eukaryota, Fungi, Glomeromycota, Glomeromycetes, Diversisporales, Gigasporaceae. The record is from the annotation of a GenBank genome assembly.